AUGAAAUUUCAACGUCGUAUUCUCCCUCCACAUUCACCUACCUACCUUGAAAUGGAAGAGUAUAUAUCACCAUCGAUAUCUCAACAAUCAAUUUCAAUUACUGGGUCAACAAGUGAUCUAAGCGAAAUUGGCAGUGUUUGUAGUUUAUCAGCAAAUAAUCGACAGAAAUCUGAUUCACUAACAAAUCUUUUUAAUAUGUCCGAGGAUAAUUCGUCAGUAUCAAAUUUAAGUAUUGCAUCAUAUUCUUUAUCUCAGAAUUCCUAUGACAAUGGCUCUCCAACAACAUUUACGACGUUAUCAUCUCAGCAAACAUUUAUAAAUAAUGGUUCUGAAAAAGCUCGUUCAGGUCGUAGUGUCUGUUCAGCAACUAGCAGUCAAAAAAAUUUUCCGGUUAAACCUAUUGAGACUGUAUUAAGUACAAUCGAUAUGCAUUCAUCAUUAUCAGAUAAAUGUGGUUUAAUUGCUAACGAUGGAAAUAAUAUUAAGAGCAUUAAUGAUAUUCAAAGCCAAUAUCAUGCUGAUGAAAAUUGUUGUGAUAGUUCGGAUGAAAAUGACAUUGAUAUAUUGGCAUCACAAAAUAAUCGCGGUUUAAAGAAAACUGUUUUUAGUAAUGUUGAUCGGUUAUUAAAUUCGGCAAAUAAACAAAUCAAACUUUAA
This is a messenger RNA of Rotaria socialis, 657 nucleotides long. The record is from the annotation of a GenBank genome assembly. Lineage: Eukaryota; Metazoa; Rotifera; Eurotatoria; Philodinida; Philodinidae.